AUGGCGCUCGAACUGACGUUCGGCUCCGACGAGUGGUGCGACGACGUCAUCAACUCCUCUGGCCGCGUCGCGCUCGUGGCCAACGCGACGAGCAAGGUCGUCUUCUGCGACGGCGCGGCCGUGCACGCCGAGGCCGGCGGCACGGGCGGCGCCGACGGGCUGGCGGAGAAGGCCGCGGCGACCUUCGAGCCCGACGACCUCGAGGGCGAGAUCAGCGCCGUGGCGGGCGUCUUCUGCGACGACGACCAGGCGACGCUCUUCAAGGCGCCGCUCGUCGCCUGCUGCUGGAACGCGGCGGGCACGCUCUGCGCCGCGGUCUCCGCGGAGCGCAACGUCUCCGUCUGGGACGUGGCCACGGGCGCGCCCAUCCUCAUCUACGGCUGCGACCUGGCCAUCAAGGCCUUCGCGUUCUGCUCGUCGGGCGGCGCGGAGAGCCUCGUGCUCGCGUCCGCGGACGGCGCGCUCGCCGUCGCGGGCGUCGUCGGCGCCGACGAAGAAGAAGAAGAAGACGACGAGGAAGACGCCUCCCCGCGGAAGCGCCUCAUCGAGGACGCGGCGGGGGAGAUCUCCGACGAGGAGGACCUCGUCGACAUGAUGCCCCAGCCUUCGCGGAAGAAGAAGAAGAAGGUCCAGGUCGACUCCGACGACGACCUGUCCCUGUCGCCGUUGGAAGCCAACGAGCCCACGGACGACGUCAUCGUCGGCGACCGGGACCUCGACGAGCCGGCGCCCAUGGACGCGGAGAGCUUCGCGGACGACGGCGCGGAGCCGGACGCGGACCCCUUCGCGGUCCCGGUGGCCGCGCCGCCGCCGACCGUGCCCUUCCAGCCGCCCUUCAUGGUGUCGUCCACCGUCGCCGAGGAGGAGACGGCCGCGCGCUUCCUCCACUGGUCGCACCGCGGCUCCGUGACGGCGCGCGCCGAGGAGGGCGGCCUCGAGUUCGCGUUCGAGGUCGAGCACUACGCCGAGGGCGCGGCGCGCGGCCGCGUCGUGCGCUUCGUCGACCGCCGCGACUUCACGCUCGGCACGCUCGGCGCGCGCGGCGCGUUCUUCGCGACGGGCGGCGACGACCUGGACGAGUCGCAGCUCUACUUCCGGCCGCUCAGUUCCUGGGCGUCCGACGGCGGCUGGUCCGCGAAGCUCCCGCCGGGCGAGUUCGCGACGACGCUCGCCGCCGGCGACGACUGGGUCGCCGCGACGACGUCCCGCGACCUCCUGCGGAUCUACUCCGGCGGCGGCGUCGAGGACGCGGUCGUCGGCGGGCUGGGCCGCGCGGUCGCGUGCUGCGCGCACAAGCGGUCCCUGGCCGUGGCCUACCACCGGUCGUCGCCGACGGCCGACGGCCAGCAGGACGUGUGGAUCCAGGUGCUGGACGUCGAGGGCCGGGCCGCCGUCAACGGCGACGGCUCCCGGCUGCCGCUGCCGCCCGGCUCGAAGCUCGCGUGGCUCGGCUUCAAGACCGACGACGGCGUGCUGCUCGCCAAGGACUCGUCGGGCUCCUUCUGGAUGCUGGUGGACGACUUCGGGUGGCGCUUCGCGCCGGCGUUGGACGCGGCGGCGAAACGCGUGAACGCGGGCGACCGCGAGUGGCCCGUCUUCGCCGUCCACGGCUUCGUGCACUGCGCCCUACUCAAGGGCGGCGCGCCCUACCCGCCCUGCCGCGGCGCCAAGCCCGUGCUCGAGCGCCUCGCGCUGCGCCAGCCGCACGCGUCCGCGGCCUGGGACGCGGCGGCGCGCGAGGCCGAGGCGGCCAUCGGCGCGCCGACGGCGCUCGCGCGCCAGCGCGCGCGCGCCGCGGGCGCGCGCGACGCGCUCGGCCGGCUCCACGCGCCCACGGCCCAGGACGCGGACCGCGACGCCUUGGACGCCGACGCGCUCGCGAAGGCGGCGACGGACGCGAUCCUCCAGCGCGACCGCGCGGUGCUCCGCCAGCUCGUCGCCGCCGCCAAGCAGCAGCUCUACCUCCGCGCCUUCGACCUGGCGCGGCGCCUCGAGCUGCCCGAGUCCCUCGACCUGGCGCUCCGCAUCGCCAACUCGCACGGCGAGGAAGCGCUGACGUCGCGCGUCGAGGACCUCGUGGCCUUCCGCAACGAGCUCGACACCCACGCGGUCGCCGACCACCCGGCGGCCCGGCCCCCGAGCCCGGCCUACGACGCGCCCGCGGAGGCCUACGAGCCCGAGCCCGACGCGCCGCCCGUCGCCGACGAGAACGACGAGGCGCCGCUCGAGGCGCCGCUCGCCCGCCGGUCCUCGAACGCGCCGUCGCCCGUCGAGGGCGCGCCGCCGGCCAAGGCACCGCCCGCGCCCUUCACGAACCCCUUCAAGAUCGGGGGCGGCGUCGGCGCCAUCGACAGCCUCCGCUUCUAG
Molecule: messenger RNA, 2367 nt
Organism: Aureococcus anophagefferens
Lineage: Eukaryota; Pelagophyceae; Pelagomonadales; Pelagomonadaceae
Exons: 2
Coding region: 1-2367 (788 amino acids)
Biological process (GO): DNA repair; mitotic cell cycle; DNA-templated DNA replication
Cellular component (GO): nuclear replication fork
Molecular function (GO): protein binding; chromatin binding
Source: RefSeq, a predicted model, not a curated record